AAUUAUUAUUAUUAUUAUUAUUAUACAAUGUCAAAUAUUGACAUUCCUAUAAUCCCUCCUGAUCCGGAACAAACACAGCAAGUAAUUGAAAAACUAUACAAGCUAAAAGAUGCAUCACCAAAAGAAUUACGAAAUAGGGAUUUUACUUUAGAAGAUGGACAAGUAUGGACAAGUUGGACAAUGAGAGAAAGUGUAUAUAAGAAAAAGGCAGACAGAUUUCCGACAUUGGCUAGAGGACUGUUUACUAAAGACUAUAAAGUUAUGGUACGAGGGUAUGAUAAGUUUUUCAACAUAUUGGAAAGUAAAUACACACAAUGGCCAGAAUUAGAAGAAAAGACUGAGGGCCCUUAUGAAAUCACAACAAAAGAAAAUGGAUGUAUUAUAUUUAUUGUUGCCUUAUCGAAUGAAAGUAUAAUUGUAACAUCAAAACAUUCUAUUCCUUCCGAGAAAACAGACAUGAAAACGCAUGCUGGCGUAGGAUAUGCUUGGGUAUUGAAACAUUUAGCCUCUGUUAAUAAAACUGAAAAGGAUCUAGCUAGCUGGUUAAAUAACAAAAACAUUACUCUAGUUGCUGAGUUGUGCGAUGAUGAGUUUGAACAGCAUAUACUACCUUAUUCUGGUAAAGAUCGAGGACUUUAUUUACAUGGAAUUAAUUAUAACUUGACUGAAUUAAAUACCCUUCCAAGUUCAACAGUAAAGCAAGUAGCAAUUGAAUUUGGAUUCCAUACAAUUGACUAUAUAUUAUUAGACACGUUGAAAGAAGUAAGAAAAUUUGGAGAACAAAUGCAACAAACUCAGUGUUAUAAUGAUAAGGAAAUAGAAGGAGUCGUUAUUCGAUGCAAAAAAGAAGGAAAAGAUUUUAUGUUCAAGAUGAAGAACGAUCGAUAUUUACAAUAUAGAGAAUAUCGUGAAGUUACAAAGCAUUUACUCGUAUAUAAUGAAGAUCAUAUCUCUAUUAAAGAAGAUAAGCUACCUAAAAUAUCAUAUCAAAAGACAUAUGAUUAUAUUGAAUGGCUACGCAAACGUGUUUUAGAUAAACCAGAAUGGUUUAAAGAAUACAAAAACCAGAAGGGUAUUGUUCAAGUUCGAGAAGAAUUUGAAAAAUAUUGGGAGACUAAUAGACUCUAAAUGAACUGACAAAUAAUAAUAAUAAAUUUCUACUAUAAACAAGGCAAAUUAUAUU
Cokeromyces recurvatus is the source of this 1183-nucleotide messenger RNA. Its product is annotated as RNA ligase-domain-containing protein. Gene Ontology annotation, biological process: tRNA splicing, via endonucleolytic cleavage and ligation. The transcript is spliced from 3 exons. Gene Ontology annotation, molecular function: RNA ligase (ATP) activity. Gene Ontology annotation, cellular component: nuclear inner membrane. The record is from RefSeq and is a predicted model, not a curated record. NCBI's taxonomy places the organism in Eukaryota, Fungi, Mucoromycota, Mucoromycetes, Mucorales, Mucoraceae. The coding region runs from base 28 to 1128 and encodes 366 amino acids.